UUCAUUUCUCACAAAGCAUUUCGAGAAACUGCAGCUCAAUUCUCCAGAUCUCUCUCUCUCUCCAUCAAUUCUUAGUUCUCUCUACAGAAAUCAGGCAAGCAAUGGUUGUGGCUCAGAAAGUGAAGGAAUCAGAAAUUACGGAGCAGGACUCACUCCUCCUAACAAGGAACCUGCUGCGCAUUGCUUUAUUCAACAUUACUUACGUCAGAGGCCUUUUUCCUGAGAAUUAUUUUAGUGAUAAAUCUGUUCCAGCUUUAGAGAUGAAAAUUAAGAAGCUCAUGCCCAUGGAUGCUGAAUCACGUCGACUGAUUGAUUGGAUGGAAAAAGGUGUUUAUGAUGCAUUGCAGAAGAAGUAUCUUAAAACACUCUUGUUCUGUGUGUGCGAAACAAUUGAUGGACCAAUGAUCGAGGAAUAUGCAUUUUCUUUUUGUUACUCAAACUCUGACAGCCAAGAAGUGUCAAUGAAUAUCAAUCGCAUUGGAACGAAGAAAGGAGGAACAUUCAAGUGUAACUCAACCACUGAAAUAACACCCAAUCAGAUGAGGAGUUCUGCUUGUAAAAUGGUCCGUACAUUGAUUCAGCUGAUGAGAACUUUGGAUAAGAUGCCAGAAGAGCGAACUAUACUGAUGAAGCUCCUUUAUUAUGACGAUGUUACUCCUGCUGAUUAUGAGCCUCCUUUCUUUAAAAGCUGCACUGAAGAGGAGGCUGUUAAUCCAUGGGCUAAAAGUCCUUUGAAAAUGGAGGUUGGCGAUGUCAACAGCAAGCACUUUGUAUUAGCUCUGAAGGUUAAGAGCGUGCUUGAUCCCUGUGAGGAUGAGAAUGACGAUGAUCAAGAUAAUAGUGUGAGCUUGGGAGCUGAUUCAUUUCCGGGAGAUGACAAUGAAUCUGAUAGUGAGUUCAGUCACUCUGAUGAUGACCAAUACAUAGUUGCGCCAAUUGAGAACCAAGAUGCUCAGGAUAAUGGUAAUAUGGCCGAUGAAGAUGAUACUCAGGAUCCAGCAGAAGAUGAACAACAAAUUGGUAGGUUAAAGGACUGGAUCAACUCAUACCACCUUGACAGAGUUGAAGUGACUGAUGUUCUCUCUCAUUUCCCAGACAUCUCAGUGGUCUUGGUUGAAGAAAUUGUUGAAAAGCUUGUUAAGGAAGGCAUACUUUCAAGUGUCGGCACAGACUGUUACAUCAUUAACAAGAAAACGAAAUUCAACUAUGAGUUCGACAUUGUGAAAGAAGAAAUUGACGGCCAACAAUACCCCAAAAGCAGCCAAUUGCAGCAUGGCAAGGAUGAAGAUUACAUGUACAUGAAGGCUUUGUAUCAUGCUCUUCCGAUGAACUAUGUAACCAUUAGCAAUCUGCGAAGCAAACUAGGAGGAGAGGCAAAUCAAACUACUGUGAAGAAGCUAAUAGAUAAAAUGACACAAGAUGGCUUUGUUGAGGCUAGGAGCAAUCGCAGGCUAGGCAAGCGUGUGAUCCACUCUGACUUGACUGAGAAAAAGCUGGUUGAGGUUAAGAAGGUCUUAGAGAAAGAUGCCAUGGAUGUGGACAUGAACAAAUCAGAAAACAAUCCUACAGAUUUAUCCACUUGCGGUGCUCUCCACUCUAUUGGAUCAGAUCUCACUCGCACAAGAGGCAAAUCGGAUGCAUUCCAGAAUGGCUCUGCCUUGAGCGAUCAGACUGUCUCAAAGAGAAGGGACCAUGAAAACACACCAUCAAGCAGAGCUGAGCCCAUAGCUUCUACUGAGAGUUUUGUACCUGGAAAUGAGAAUGGAAAAUCAUAUGAAAGGACCAACAAAUAUAAUGAGUUUGAGACAGUUAUCUGUAGCAGAUCGAGUCAGGAUAAGCGUAGAAGGAAAGCAAGCAUGGUGGAAGAGCCUAUUCUUCAGUAUGUGAGGCGCCAAAAAUCUCAAAUUGCAUGAAAUGAACAUCUGGAUGCUCAAUUAGUGACAUUUCUUGGUAGUUUCCUUGGUGAAAGUCUUCUCGUAAUCCGAGCAGUUAUGUGUUGGUUAUCGUUUGUUAGCUAGCAAAUGUACCAAUGCACAUGACACAAUAGUCAACAAAAACUAAUAUUUCGCUAAUAGAAACUGAAAUAUAUGUUAUGCACCCAAUUUAAGUUUGCAUGACAGCAUGAGUGCGAGAGAUGGCAUUUCGCUAAUAGAAACUGAAAUAUAUGUUAUGCACCCAAUUUAAGUUUGCAUGACAGCAUGAGUGCGAGAGAUGGCAGAAAGCGAGGGAGAUUCUGUUUGCAUCCAAUGACUUAAAGUAGAUUAUUUUAAUCUGCGAAAGAUGUGAAGAAGAUUAAUUGUCAGCCAA
Molecule: messenger RNA, 2307 nt
Organism: Nicotiana tabacum (common tobacco)
Lineage: Eukaryota; Viridiplantae; Streptophyta; Magnoliopsida; Solanales; Solanaceae
Source: RefSeq, a predicted model, not a curated record